This is a messenger RNA of Acanthosepion pharaonis, 1680 nucleotides long. The record is from the annotation of a GenBank genome assembly. Lineage: Eukaryota; Metazoa; Mollusca; Cephalopoda; Sepiida; Sepiidae.
AUGGAGAAAUUGGUUGUGAUCCUCCUGGUCUUGCCUCUCUUCUGCAAUGGACAGACUGUUGACCAAACGAUUCAGCCACACGCUCGUGGGGAAGAUGUCGUCGACGCUGUCAUUGGCAGAAUUCGUUCCUCGUGUAUUCUAAGCGAUGACAAAUACUUCAUGAAAAGAAUUGCUGCUGUAGAAACAGACUAUGGCAAGAACAGUUCCCCUAACAAUGGCGGAAUCUGGAAGGUUACUAAUAACAUUCUUAAUUCGGUCAUCAACAGUUGUCAGACGACAACGCGCACGAUUUGUAACGAAAUCUUACAAACAUUCAACUUUGAUAUCAGCAAGGCUACAUUUUUACAAAUGGACGUCCCACUUUAUUCUGGCUUAACAAUGUAUACCUACAUAACAAAUACUAUUACAAACAUUCCAACUUCCAGUCAUUCCCAGGCAUUAUUGUGGCAAGCACAUAUCCGACCAACAGGAAAUACGAAUAUGUUCAUUGCAAAAUCAUCCAUCAGUUUCAGUUGUUCUGCUGUGAAGAUGGAACUGGUGUUUGCAAUUGAUGCAUCCGGUAGUGUUGGAUCAGAUAACUUCAACAGUACCCUAAUUUUCCUUACAAAUGUUGUGAGAAAACUGCAAAUCGCCCCCGACAUGACACGCGUUGCUGUCAUUCGUUUUUCUCACAUUGCUACUAUUUCUUUCGACUUAGACACUUACUAUUCCGUUUCCAGUAUGACAUCCAAAAUUUCUUCAAUUAAAUAUACGGGAGGUGGCACGGCAACUUAUAGCGCAAUUGACACGGCGCGAAUCAAUGUCUUCAAAAAAGCCCGUAAAAAUGUACCUAAAGUAUUCGUCCUAGUCACUGACGGUUACUCGAAUGAUAAAGAUCUAACUGUUAAAGCUGCUGAUACAUUAAAACAGAACGCAACCACCAUCUUCACUAUUGGUGUUGGUUCCGUAAAUCAUCAGGAGAUGCUUGCAGUCGCUUCUUCUCCAAAUUGCAUCCAUUAUUAUUCAUUGAAUUCUUAUAGCGAAAUCGAUGGUAUUAUCAGUGAAAUCCAGCGUGAAUCUUGUGAAGCUCCUGUCGAAGUGGAUAUGACCAGUGGAUUAGUAAACGACACUGAAAUUGAUAAUAAUCCCAUACCAUCUGGCAAUGAAACCAAAACUCAAACUGUUCACAUUCAAUCCAGUAAUACGACAGACAACUCUCAAAAUAUGACAAAAGUGAAGGUUGCUGUCAUUUGUGGAAUAGUACAAGUGUAUGCAUCCAACACUUUUAAGAAACCAAGCGCAGCUUUUCAUGCCUAUAGUGCUAUUGCGAUAGAUGGUAAACCCGGAUGGGUACAAUCUGCUGCAAACCAAAUUUUGUUCCUUUCAUUCUUUUCCCGAAAACGUUUCGAUCUGGCGACAUCAGCAUGUACCCACCCUCAUUAUAACAUUAGUAUCAACCCACCAGACGAAGGAGUCAAAAUAAUCUGUAAAGAAAAUGGAAUUGCGAGGGAAUGUACACGUAAUGACAUUACACAAUCAUUUGGCCCUCUGUGUGGUGAUGACAACAUUCCAAAUCCAUGCACUAAGACAAAUAUCCUGAAUAAUAUAAUGCGGUUUAAGCAUCCAAAAUCGACCACUAAAUACAUCCAAUUCCUCCCCAGAAUAGCACUUUAUACAACGGCUCAAAUCCAUGCACCGUAG